AAACACACGCGUGUCCGCAGCACAGCGUAAAGCAGUAAUUGGAUUUUACAGCAAGUGUUUUAAGCUUAACUCCCAGUAAUGCGAAGUACUUUAAACGGCUGGAGAGACGGGCAGAGAGAGGGAGGUUGAGGAGAGAAGAGCGGAGCAGAGGGGAGAGAAUGGGGGUGGCGAGCUGAAUUAAUGAAUUGAAAAGGUCUUGUGAGAGAGGGGGGAAGUGACUGAAUAGUUCUUUUUUUCCAUUUUCAAUGAGAGAGAAACGAGAGAGAAGGUACACACGCAAGCCGACACGACUUCAUAUAAACACACAAACUCCUGUUGAAAGUACAGCUGCGCUGGGAGCGAAAAGAAGACUUGGGGCUCCGGUAGCCGGCGCUCCGCAUCUGUCCAACCGGUACGAGCUGACACGCAGAUUGCACUUUAAUAACUCAGUACUGCACUAAAACAAGUAAACUACCUACAAAUAAAACACGUAAAGCAUUAGACUAGUGGGCAUGCACGUGAUAAAACAGUCACUAAGUGCAGGGAACUCCGAAAGGAUCGUUUGUAGAAGAGACCCUUCUGGUCACAUUUUGUUUAUCUCUUUGAGGCCUUAAUAAUAAUUUGCAUUGAUAUCAGUGGCAGAAGAAUCCAAGCGAACAGGAUUCUUGUCCACAUGGGAGGGAGGGAGAAGCAGCAAAAGCGAGUGAGAGAGGAAGGGAGAGACACCAGCGAAAACGGCAGAGACAUGGAGGACCGGCGAUAGCAAAACUUAGGAGGCAAGAUAGGGAUGAAGUGGACGGAGGAAGAGAACGGCAGAGUAACUAUCGAGAUGACCUCAGCCACACCCCCCAACUCCCAGAGCACCUCCCCCCAGAAGGUGUGCCAUUCUCAGACGACCCAGACAGAUGUGCUGAAGCCUCUACUUACAGGGGGCAUCGUCGGCGGACAGGGGGCGCUGCGGAGGCGUCGGCGCGUGCUCUCCAAGGAUGGCCGGAGCAACGUGCGCAUCGACCACGUCAGCGGGCGUGGGGCGCUCUACCUACGCGACCUCUGGACCACCUUCUUGGACAUGCAGUGGCGCUACAAGUUCUUCCUGUUCUCCGCCACCUUCGCCGGAACCUGGUUCCUGUUUGGGGUGCUGUGGUACUUGGUGGCCCUCGUUCACGGAGACCUGCUGGAGUUUGACCCCCCGUCGAAUCACACCCCGUGCGUGAUGCAGAUGCAGACCCUGACAGGCGCCUUCCUCUUCUCCCUGGAGUCUCAGACCACUAUUGGCUACGGCUUCCGGUGCAUCACUGAAGAGUGCCCUGUCGCCAUCAUCCUCCUCAUCCUCCAACUUGUCAUUACCAUGGUGAUGGAGAUCUUCAUCACUGGCACCUUCCUCGCCAAGGUGGCACGGCCUAAGAAGCGAGGGGAGACGGUGAAGUUCAGCCAGCAUGCGGUGGUGUCCAACCAUGAGGGCCGACCCUGCCUCAUGAUCCGAGUGGCCAACAUGCGCAAGAGCCUCCUUCUGGGAUGCCAGGUGACUGGGAAGCUUCUGCAGACCUCUUUGACCAAGGAGGGUGAGACAGUACGCCUGGACCAGAGGAAUGUCCCCUUCCAGGUGGACACCUCCAGUGACAGCCCCUUCCUCAUCCUGCCCCUCACCUUCUACCACGUGAUUGACGAGAGCAGCCCCUUGCGACCCUGGGCCGCCAAGGGUAUGACGGGGGGUAGUGGGGAGAUGUUAGAAUCAGGUGGGGGAUGGACAGACCCCGAGCUGGCCGACUUCGAGCUGCUGGUGAUCCUGAGUGCGACAGUAGAGCCCACGUCUGCCACCUGCCAAGUGCGCACCUCCUACCUACCUGACGAGAUCCUUUGGGGCUACGAGUUCCCACCUGUGGUCUCCCUUUCGCCCUCCGGGAAGUACGUGGCUGACUUCUCCUUCUUCGACAAGGUGGCCAAGACCAAGACCCAGCCUCUGUUCAAGCAGAUCCCCGCCCAGAGCCCACCCCCACAUGGACAGCCUGGGGGCGGAGUCACUGAAGGGGCGGACCCAGAAAAGAUGCGCCUAGAGCAGAGCUACAGGGAAAGGGGGGAAGAACGAGUGAGGCCUAGAGACAGCAGUCCACUUAGCGUCCGUAUCAGCAACGUGUAGCAUGGUGACAGGUAGCUUGUACAAGCACGACUGGAGUAAACACUCCAGUUUCGUGCUCAUGCUUGUCCGACUGACUGUUGAGGCUUUUUUAAAAUGAUAGUUCUGGUCUCCCUUGUGUUUUUAUCGUUUUAUCUUACCUAGACUUUGUUGGAAAUGGAGAAGAAACUGCAUUGCCAUUGAGUGUUUCAUUGGUGUUUUUCUUUCCAAAUAAUGAUUUAAUGAGUGAGAGAAGGCCAUUUGUGUAUCCUGAAGGGGCUGUAGAAUGAUUUCUGUGUUGUUUGGGAAUAUUGUGGCACAGCGGGACUCCUGUACCCCGGAGUGCCCUGCAGGGGUCACUGUUUCUUGACUCGCCGUUUUCAGCUUUUCACAGCAUCUGCAGGGCUAUGCGUAGACCAGCAUCUCCUGAUCUUUCUUAAACCCUGAAGCUUAACUCCCUGACAGCACUAAAUGAACCAUAGACUGAAACAGUUCAACAUUUCCAUCAUAUUCCGGGCUUAAGGCCUCAUUUUGAAAUCUGUCAAACCUUGACGCACUGGUGGCCUCCAGGACUAGAGAAAGGAAGGUGCCCAGAAAAGCACAUUGUACACUUUAAUAAAAGUUGUCCUAGUGGCACAAAUGUAAUGAACUUCACCACAGGACAAUGAAAGAAUGCUAAAUUCUCUUUUAGAAGCUGAGGUCAUGCUGUGUGUGUGUGUGAGCGUGUGUGUGUGUGUGGUGUUAGCAGAUAAAGUAGAAAAAACCACAAAGCACAUGGUAGCAGCACACAGAAGAUAUUUCAUAAGAAUAAUCAGUAGACGGUAUUCAAAACGAAGUGCCAGAGCAUAAAAGGAAUAUCUUAAAAAUGAGAUAUUUCUUGAUCGGUGCUUAUGAGAAUGCAUUGUUAUACAAAGUUGCAUAUUUACAUUUGUCUAUCUAUUGUACUAACAGCAGUAGUACACUGAUUGGAACUUAGUUACUUGAGAAAAUGUGUAUGACACUCCUAAAGCACUGGAAUGUAAAAAAUUUGUGUUUGUGUGUCAGCUUGCGUGCACGCAAGUGCACAUGAUUAUGUGAUUGUAUUUUAACAAUACUAAAAGCACUUUAAUAUGGAGAAAAAGUUCUAACGUCACCAGCUGCCUUCACUCUCCUAUGUACCUACUUUAAUUUUGUGUUUCCGGCUUGUGUUUGUGCCGUUUCUGCGCUCCGAGUCAGUACAUUUCCGUAUAAAGUCUAGUACAUUAGAAUUGAUUUUGGCGCCAUCUAGUGGCGGUAGGUACUUCAGACACUGCGUUGCCAGCGCCCGUAGAGGUAAGAAAACCAAUGCAGGAGACGCCAUCUGAUUAUAGUCGGGCAUGAAACUACUUCCGUGCUCAGCUAAUAAUAAAAACUGUACUUGACAACAAUUAAGCUUUCGUUUCAUGAAAUUGUUUUUAAUCAAAAAUGUUUAUAUUACUUUUCAUAUGAAGUUACUUUGUUCGUGCCAGUUAUGAGUUACCCGAGUCAAAAUCCCACAGAUCCGUGCCUCUUAUUUAAUGCCAGCAGCUCCGUUCUAACGGUUUAUGUCAAAAUUAGAGCUGUACUUAAGCAAACUUAACUGGUUAGGGCUGCUUUUUCUUUUCUCAGACUGAAACCGGAUUGGAAUGAAUAUGCACGUAUACGAUGUUUAGACGGUAACCCUCAGCUGGUCAGGCUAGUUUGCGAAAUGGACAGAAUGCUGAAUGUGUGUCUUUGUGUAAAUGGCUUUCAAGCCUGGGCAUUAGUCUGACACAAAAUUUACUCCAGCCACUUUGUGUUUUCCAGAUUGACUGCAUCUAUUUGCAGAUGGUAAUGGGUUGAUUAUAAGGAACUUUCCUGCAUAGUUGUCUCCAAAAUGGCGGUACUCACAUGUUUGCAGAGCUGUUCAGAGCAUGGAAUUGCCUCUUUUAAGUGUUGAAUAGGUGUUUUUUGUUAAAUCUUUUUGUGCAUUGGAAAGAAUUUUGCAGUUCAAAACUGCCACACCUAACAUUUAAUGAAAAUAUUUUAAGUGCCUGUUCUCAAUAAACUUGUCAUUCAAAAUGCA
Molecule: messenger RNA, 4154 nt
Organism: Brienomyrus brachyistius
Lineage: Eukaryota; Metazoa; Chordata; Actinopteri; Osteoglossiformes; Mormyridae
Product: ATP-sensitive inward rectifier potassium channel 10-like
Exons: 7
Coding region: 767-2116 (449 amino acids)
Biological process (GO): regulation of monoatomic ion transmembrane transport; potassium ion import across plasma membrane
Cellular component (GO): plasma membrane
Molecular function (GO): inward rectifier potassium channel activity
Source: RefSeq, a predicted model, not a curated record